Puntigrus tetrazona (Sumatra barb) is the source of this 1277-nucleotide messenger RNA. It is a transcript of the gene sft2d1, whose product is annotated as SFT2 domain containing 1. Gene Ontology annotation, biological process: vesicle-mediated transport. Lineage: Eukaryota; Metazoa; Chordata; Actinopteri; Cypriniformes; Cyprinidae. The record is from RefSeq and is a predicted model, not a curated record. Bases 104 to 589 code for a protein of 161 amino acids. Gene Ontology annotation, cellular component: membrane. The transcript has 8 exons.
GCAAUACGGGUGGGGAAAAGUAACGUCUGAUUUGUGUCAAUGCUGAACUUCGAGGAAGUGUUGAAUAAUUGCAACUGAGCACUGUUUCACCUGACGAGCAACGAUGGACAAGUUGCGUCGUGUAUUAAGUGGACGAGAGGAAAAUGAAGAAGUGGGACUUACAGCGCAGAUCAUGGACGGCACAACACUCAGUUUCAGCACACGGCUGAAGUGGUUUGUCAUUUGUUUUGCAGGGGGUGUCCUGUGCUCAAUACUCGGAACCGCACUCCUCUUUUUACCCAAAGCUGGUGUUAAUUUGUUUGCUGUAUUCUACACCCUCGGAAAUAUCGCAGCAAUUUCUAGCACCUGUUUCCUAAUGGGCCCAUUCAAACAGCUGAAGCGAAUGUUUGAGCCCACCAGACUCAUAGCUACUAUUAUGAUGCUGCUAUUCCUUGUGUUGACGUUAUGCGCAGUGUUUUGGUGGGGCAAAAAGGGUUUGGCGAUCAUCUUCUGCAUUUUGCAAUUUUUGGCUAUGACGUGGUACAGCAUCUCCUACAUUCCAUUUGCACGGGAUGCUGUUAUUAAGUGUUUCACCUCCUGUUUGGGCUGAACUAUCCAGUAUUUCAGGUCUGCACAGUAAAUAUGGAAGAAACAAAACAAGUUUUUCUCUUUCAUCUCCAAACAACACUGUCCUCCUUGACCUUAAAACAUUUCCUCUUUUGUCUUAAUGUAAUAAUUUUAAAUGAACAUUGUGUAAUAUUAAGAGUGAAUGUGUAAUAUUUGCAUUUAUUACGAGCCUAAUUUCUUUUUUUAUCUUUAAGGCGUUUUUGUUUUCCUUUUUUUUUUGGUUUGCGUGUGGCUGAUAAAUGCUUAAAAUAUGAUACACUGCCAGUAAAAAAAAAAAAAAAAAAAAGUGCCUUGUGAUGUUUAUGAAUGAACUUAUUUGCUACUGUUCAGUUUUGUACAGAAAAGGAAUUGCAUUUCUACCAAAUAUAUUAACAAAAAAAUGAAAGAAAAGCCUUUUCGUGCGAUACCACGCACCAAACGAAUAAAACGUGUUCUUUCAUUGGUUUUUUGAUGCUAUUUGACUGUUGAACAGAGUUAAUAUGUCAUAAUCUUCUGACUUAUGCGUUCAGAAUAAUGAUGAGUAUAAUGCUGGUUGUUUGAGCCCAGGGCAACUCAGACAGCUGUCUCACCGCUUUCUCUGGAGAUCAGAUGAUGGUAUUCUAUCCAUCUAUGUGCUCUUUUUUUUGUGUUUCAUCUACAAUGUCUCUGUUUAAUAAACCUAUGCCAUCAUA